UUUUAAGUAGUUCGACAGAGGAGGACCGACAUGGCCAGUGAAGAGAUCGAUACCUCCAAGUUUUUAAAGGACAAGGAGGCCGGCAGAAAUGAAUCUGAAGAGCAGGAAGAACCGAAAUCCUCGGAUACCUUGUGUGGUUUCUCAAUAUUUAAGGGGCCCGCCCUACAGAGAUUUGCCACUGCGCAUAUGUUCGUGAUCAUCUAUGGGAUAGCUAGUUGCUUUCUGGCCAUGGCUUUCAGCUACUUCACUGGGACCAUUACGACGAUGGAGAAGCGCUUCAAUAUUCCCACCAAGAUAUCGGGUCUCAUAACGGUGGGCAAUGACAUAAGCACGGUGUUCUCGUCGGCCCUUUUGAGUUACUACGCGAGUCGAGGUCACCGCCCGCGUUGGGUGGCGUUGGGUCUCCUCAUCAUAGCCCUUUUCUGCCUGCUUAUGUUGACCCCGCACUUUUUCUACGGUGUCGGCGAAGAGGCCCUGAGGCUGACAGAGGAAUUCGGAGUGGAGGAAUCCUUCGAUAAUUCUUCUAUAAAUUCUACUACCAAGAGUGACCUUCUUUGCCAUGAGAAAAAUUCAAAUUGCAUCAAGGGCGGUGGAGACUUUAAGCCAGUCGUACUGUUCUUCAUUGCUCAGUUUAUUGGCGGCAUCGGGUGCUCCCUCUUCUACGCCCCAGGUCUCUCAUACAUGGAUGACAAUUCAGCGAGUUCAAAAACGCCGGCUAUGCUAAGUUGGAGCACCUUUCUGCGAAUGCUGGGUCCUGCCAUGGGUUAUUCCAUGGUUUCCUUGUGCCUGCGGCUUUACAUCGACCCCUUCAAGAAGCCCUUAAUUACCCCGAAAGAUCCUCGCUGGAUGGGUGCUUGGUGGUUGGGCUGGAUCCUAAUCACCGUUAUUCUGGUGAUCUCUGCAUUCUUUGUGGGCAUGUUUCCCAAGGAGCUGCCCAGGGCCAAGGCCAGGCGCCUAAAAGCAGACGGCGAGGAGGAUAUCCCUUUAACGGAGCGCUCCUUCCAGGACAUGCUGGAUUCCCUGAAACGACUGGCCACCAACAAGGUGUAUAUCUACAACAUGCUGGCCUCCAUACUCUACUUCUUUGGCUACAUGCCAUAUUGGAUAUUCACACCGAAGUACAUAGAGAUCCAGUACCGACAGUCGGCAUCGACUGCCAACAUGGCUACGGGCACUUGGGCGCUGGGAUUCUCCGCAGCCGGAGUCUUGAUCUCUGGCUAUGUGAUCUCCAAGUACAAGCCGAGUGCCAGGGCCAUGGCCGCCUGGAACUUUGUGGUGGACUACCUCACGGUGGCUGGACUCCUUUGCUAUAUCCUGGUGGGAUGCGACGAGAGCGAUCGAGCGAAUGCCAUGUCUAUUGUGCCGCCCGGUGACAGCUGCAGUGCCUCCUGUGACUGCGAAUACGUGUACUUAGCCCCGGUUUGCAGUCCGGAAAAUAUAACCUUUAUAUCAGCCUGUCAUGCGGGAUGCACUGAAAAGGGAGUGGAUGAACUGGGAAGGAUUAUCUACACAGGCUGUCGGUGCAUGGGCGGCCUUAACCUGACCUCGCUCUCAAACGUAACAUCCCUUGCCGCCCAGUCGCAGAUCGCCACGGAUGGAGCCUGUCCGGUGGACUGCAAGAAGCAGUUUAUCACCUUCCUGGCCGUCAUGUGCUUCCUGAAGUUCGUCGGUGCCACUGGGAGGUCUAGCAACCUGCUGUUAGCCUUGCGUUGCGUGCCCUCAAAGGAUAAGACCUUUUCCCUGGGCUUUGGCAGUAUGGUGUACUCCGUGCUUACCUUUAUUCCCAGCCCCAUUGUCUUUGGCUGGAUGCUGGACAGCUAUUGUCUGAUCUGGGGAAAGACCUGUAGCUCCAAGGGUAACUGCUGGAUAUAUGACACGAAGUCCUUGAGGUACACUAUGAACCUAGUGUGUGCUUCUCUGAUUUUCCUGGGCAGCUUCUGGAACAUUGGAGUAUGGUAUCACGCGAAGGACAUGAAAGUCUUCGAUGAAGAGGACACAGCUCCCCAAAAUAAUCAGAUUGAAGCAAUAGAACUAAAGGAAAAACCAAAAGAAGUGGUUACAGAUAAAAAAUAAAAGGCCUUGUUAAGAAGUUAA
This is a messenger RNA of Drosophila biarmipes, 2094 nucleotides long. RefSeq names its product solute carrier organic anion transporter family member 74D (gene Oatp58Db). Gene Ontology annotation, cellular component: membrane. NCBI's taxonomy places the organism in Eukaryota, Metazoa, Arthropoda, Insecta, Diptera, Drosophilidae. Gene Ontology annotation, molecular function: protein binding. The coding region runs from base 31 to 2073 and encodes 680 amino acids. Gene Ontology annotation, biological process: transmembrane transport; sodium-independent organic anion transport. The transcript is spliced from 5 exons. The record is from RefSeq and is a predicted model, not a curated record.